This is a messenger RNA of Bacillus rossius redtenbacheri, 6437 nucleotides long. It is a transcript of the gene Gos28, whose product is annotated as Golgi SNAP receptor complex member 1. Gene Ontology annotation, molecular function: SNAP receptor activity. Bases 105 to 824 code for a protein of 239 amino acids. NCBI's taxonomy places the organism in Eukaryota, Metazoa, Arthropoda, Insecta, Phasmatodea, Bacillidae. Gene Ontology annotation, biological process: endoplasmic reticulum to Golgi vesicle-mediated transport; vesicle fusion. Gene Ontology annotation, cellular component: SNARE complex; Golgi medial cisterna; Golgi membrane. The transcript is spliced from 6 exons. The record is from RefSeq and is a predicted model, not a curated record.
ACAUGGCCAAGUUUGUGUUUUGUUUUUCUUGUCUGUCAAACUUGUAGCGAAACAACAAUUGUGUAUUAUAUGAAGGUUUAGUUUAAUUUUAAACUUGUCUAACGAUGGCAUAUGCUUUAGUUGCAAAUAAUUGGGAAGAUUUGAGGAAGCAGGCAAGAGUGCUUGAAAAUGAAAUUGACAUAAAGUUGGUAUCCUUCAGUAAGUUGGGCAUUGGAGAUGCUGCAAGCAGCUACAAGUCUCUCAGCGACACAUCUGUUCCACAAUCAAAAGGGCAAAGCUUUGAAAUUGUUGCUGCUGAGGUUCAACAGCUUUUGGAUAAGUUGACUGAAUUAAAUGAGAACAUGGAAGAAAUGGCAUCAUCUGAGGUGCACACUAGCUCUGCGGUUCUGCAUACUCUUCAGCGUCACAGAGAGAUUCUGCAGGAUUACAAGCAGGAAUUCCACAAAAUGCAAGCAAACUAUCAAGCCAGGAGGGAUAGAGAAGAUUUGCUGAAAAGCGUUCGCAAAGAUAUUGAUAAUUACAAGAGCUCAUCAGGCCUAAACAGAAGGUUGGAUUUAUGCCUCAAAGAAAAUGAACACAUUCGUAGUUCCGACCGCCUAAUUGACGAACAAAUUAGCAUUGCAGUCGAUACCAGGGAGCACCUCAUGUCUCAACGAUUGUCUCUUAAGCGAUUCCAGACAAAACUGAAUGACAUUUCAAAUCGCUUUCCGAUUGUUAAUAGCCUUAUUCAAAGAGUUAAUGUACGUAAACACAGAGACUCUCUUAUUCUGGGUCUUGUCAUUGGAGUGUGCACUGUGUUUUUGAUUUUUUAUGCUACCAGCUAGCUUUAAUUAGCUACUGCAGCAGAAUUUAGGAGCUACUUGUGAUGUGAUGUGGUGAUCUAGUUUUCUUGAUACACUGUACCCAACUGGUAUCAUAAUUAUUUAAAAUUCAUUAAUUUUAUCUUGACUGUUGAAUGAAAUUUAUUUAUAUUUAUGUGAUUCCAUGCGUAAAUGGUUAUUGUCAAUCCUAAAAACAAGUGCAUUUUUUUUAUAGAUUCAUGUCACACAUUAAGUUAUGACUCUACAAAUACAGGAUAAUUAUAAAGUCCGUGAAACAUUUAAAAAAAUUGGUACAGUGAAAUGGCUAAGAAUUAUGUAACAAAUUCUAUACCACGUGAAAGAAAAACUCUCAAAGUUUUUUUUUCACUAGUUAUAAAUGUUCUAUGUGUCCACCUUGCGUCACACGACACGCAUCUAAUCGAUAGUCCAAUUCUGCCCAUACCUGACUCAGAAAAUCAGGAGUAAUGGUAAGAGCAGCUGCUACAAUGCGGUGUCUCAAUUCGUCAAGGUUCUGUGUUAGAGGUGGAACAUAAACACUAUCCUUGAUGUAUCCCCACAAGAAAAAAUCGCAAGGUGUCAAGUCCGGUGAUCGUGAUGGCCACGGGAGUAGCACUUGGUCAGCGGCCGCCCCACGGCACAUCCAGCGAUGUGGCAACGUCUCAUUCAGAUAAUCUCGUACCACAUUGUGGUAAUGAGGUGGAGCACCAUCUUGUUGGAAGAUAGAAGUCCCUGCUAUCAGCUUCAAGUUGUGGCAUAAGCCACAAUUGCAGCAUGUCGAGGUAGGUGAUACCAGUGACAGUUCUCUCAGCGAAGAAGAAGGGGCCAUAAACUGUCUUGUUUGACAAUGCACAGAACGCGUUAACUUUUGGCGAAUCUCGGACGUGUUCGAGAGUUGCAUGUGGAUUCGCUGCCCCCCAUAUGUGUGUGUUGUGUCGGUUGAUUCUUCCUGAGAGAUGAAAAGUGGCUUCGUCACUGAAGAUUAAUUUGCUUGCAAAGUCAUCGUCUUCAAGACGGUUCUGCAUGGCAAUGCAGAACUGCAGUCGGAGCAAUUUGUCAUCGUGGCUGAUGGCUUGCAGAAGCUGCAAUUUGUACAGCUUCACUCUUAAUCGCUUACGAAGAAUUUUCCACACUGUUGGCUGAGGGAUGUUCAAUUCUGCACUAGCCCGAUAAGUUGACUUCUUGGGACUCCGCACCAUCACGUCCCGUACACAAUCCACUGUCUGUUGUGACAUGCCUGGCCGACCCGACCGUUUUGCAUCGCACAAACAGCCGUCUUCCUCGAAUUUCUUGUACCACUUCAUUAUGCUAUUGUAAACUGGUGGUGUUUUGUUAAACUUGCCACGGAAAGCUCUUUGGACACUCACUACCGAUUCGCUACGGGCGUAUUCAAGCACACAAAAGGCUUUCUCUGCCUGGUUCGCAGCCAUUUUCAGCAACUACAUGCACUAGCGCCUCUGUCGGUUGUUUUUUAAAAUAGCUUUUUGGGGCUACAUUCAAAAAAACUUUGAGAGUUGUUUUUCACGCAGUAUAUAAUUUGUUACGUUAUUCUUUUCCAUUUCGCUGUACCGAUUUUAUGAAAUGUUUCACAGACUUUAUAAUUACCCUGUACUAUCCCAUUAAAUAGAAUUAAGGUUUUUGUAUUCCAAUGAAUUUAAAUUGUUUGGCCAACAAUCUACCAGAAUUUUUCUCAGAAAUAAAAAAAAAUUCAGUCGUCAAAAUAACAUUUUUGCAAAAGGUUAUUCAUCAGAAAGUUGCACUUGUUUAUGAAGUAUAUUGCAUGUAAAUUAUUUGUUAUAAUGUUGUUGUACUGUACAAAUUUAAGUCAGUCAAUCUGUACAUAUAUUUUUUGAUUCACCCUUAUUCUAUUUACAUAUUUGUUAUUGAAAGGCCGGUUUGACAAUGUAUGAUUAGUAUUGGUUUUCUUACCACAUGUUAAAGACACUAGUGUGAUAAGCAUGGCAAAAUGGCCCCUAUUGCCAAUAUUUAAAAUAACAUAUGUUCUGCCAUGAGGAUACGAUACAUACAGUGUUUUGUGCCUAACCUUGAACUGUCCUUGAAAUGAUCGAAAAAGUACACGUAGAGUCAUGGACAUUCAUUACGGAAAACUUUAGAGAAUAUUAUAACUUUUUUACCAAUUUAUUCAAAAGUAAUAGCAAAAAACUUAUAUUUUAAAUUUUUUUUAAUAUUUCUAAUGCACUUACACAAACCAAAUUUUUUUUUAAAUUUUUAUAAAGAAAGCUAGGUUUAGCAUUUUUUAACAUUACAUUUAUAAAAUAACAUUAUAAAAUAAAAUAUGUGAGUAUUAAAAACUGACGUGGGUUACCUCCAAAAAUUCAACUGCGAAAGAUGAAGGGAAAAAGGCACAAAAAUUCUGUAAACAAAAAUGUUGGGUUGUAUUAGUCGAUAACUGACAUAACCUAGAAAAUAGUUCCAAGAUUUUGGUUCCUAGGCUAGUAUACAAUUUUAGUUAAGUAAAGGCCAUAAUUAAUUAGUCUAUGGAUUUUUCUAACCAUCUUAUUUUACCACAACUUGUAAAACGGUAAUAAAUUUCUGCUGUAUAAAAAAUUAUGUAAUAUUAAAUGCUGCUCUUUUUCAAGUAAUUUUGCAGUUUUCUAAAUAUUUUUAUUCUUUUAAAAUGGUUGUACAAUCUCUACAUUUUCCUGAAAUAUAUAAGUUAUGAGAUAUAUAUUUUUUUAUAUAAUUUUUAAAAUAAGUUUUUAUAGUUAAAAAUUGAACUAAUUCAUAAAGUAACAUAACUUCAAAUCAGUUAAGAACCAGUGCCAUCCUUGCCCACAAAUAUUCUAAUAAGAUUUUUAUGGUACACAUUAAAACCUCAAAACUAUCAAGAAUGACCACCGUGUUUCUGUUUGCCAAGUAACCGGAACUAAUAGUUGGUUACAGACAAAUUAAUUGUUGGUUAUAGCUAAUCAUACAUUGAGAAACAGAAAAUGUAGUUAACCAAGACUGAAUUUAAUUAGAAUUAAAUCAAAACAAAAACAUACGUUGUGAAACUGGCCCUAAAUGUUGUGUUGAACGUUUUAGAGAAUAUUCAACUGUUAUUAUUUUUAUAAAUAUAACACUAGUUAAGUUACAUGUUUGCAACUGGUAAUAUAAAGCAUGCACAACUUAUUAAAAAGUAAACUUCUCCACCAUGAAUCUGGAUUUAAGUUAUCUCAAAAAGUUGUCAUCCUGAACAUUUCUGGGACUACUCUUGACCCCCUAUAUCUCAUUGCCCGCCCAGGCCAUGCUUCAUUUAUAACUCAAAAAGGAUUAAAUCAUGUUCUGGAGAUGAAAAAAAUUGUAAAAAGAUUGUGCUUUCAAUCAAAGGUAAGGUGAAUAUAUUUAAUAAACUGGAUUCCAGCACAUCAGUUCAAUAAUUUUGCUUUGUGUUAAGUGAACUGAUAAAACAAAGAAAAUGGCAUGAGUGCAUGAUUGACCACAGCUGGCCACUGACCUGUCUCUAAGCGCUGCAUGAGCAUGCAAGUUUCAAAUCAUAAUCGGCAAUGCUAACAUCAUGCCAUUGCCUUUUAUUUUUAUGCAACUAAACUUUUUAUAAGCAUUUUUCAAUGUUUGAUGUAGUAUAAGGCUGCCUGUGUAUUCAUGUGUUGUAUAUCUUAUUUUACACCAAACAUUUUACUUAGUUGUUCAACAAGUUAAGCUGGCCAGACAGAGCCUUCCCCCCUUAAAGUUCUGAAUGUUUGAUGAAGAAGUGUUGAAUAACUUCUGUCAGAAUCAUCAAAAAAUAUAUACUUAAAGUGUUAUAUAAGAGUUGUAUAUAUGUAUUACACCAAAAAACUUAUUUUAUACAGCAUGUUCCAUGAUGCAACAUCAAGCAGAGAACAGUUGUUAGGCCAGUAAAUUAAUGUUCAAAUAAAAAAAAAAUUCCAAAAGUGUAAUAGUUUUUGCAUUAUAGACAUUUUUUCAAAGGUUUUUUAAUCCUCGCCCUGCACCAAAUUAUUAGAUACUGUGAUUAAAAGUUUUUGUUAUGCAAUCAUAAAUAAGCCUACUUUUGAUGACAACUCAAAAUGAAAUCAAACAUACUAUACUUUUAGGGUUAAAAAUUAUUAGAAAGACUUGAAUGUUAUACUGCGAAAAAUUUUCAAUAGCCAAAUUUGACUAGUUAUACUGUAAAAAAACUACUUUGCCAGUUAUUUGAAAAGAUAGCUACUCAAAGCAAAUAAUGUGCUAAGUUAGCAAAGUAAAUUUUUUUACAGUGUAAAUAGUCAAAAGUUAUUCAAUUAAAAAUUGUUUCUGCACAAGUCUUGCAAAGAAUUUUUCCCCCCAACAGUAUAUUGUGUUUGACUUUAUUUUGAAUUGUUAUCAAUAGUAGGGUAAUUUAUGAUCUCAUAGCACAAAAAUUUUAGUCAGAUUAUCUAAUAAUUUGGUGCAGGGUAGGGAUUUAAAAAGUUAAGAAAUACCUUUAACUGCGGCACUUUUUUAAUUUUGGUUUUUUAAUUCAGAACAGUUUAAUUGUUCUCGACUUAAUGUUGAGUUAUGGGACGUUCUUUAUAUACAAUAAUUUAAAAGAUAUUUAUUUUUGUGGUGGUAGUGGUAGUGGUAGUAGUAGUAGUACUAGUAGUAUUUUUGUGAUAAUUAUGGCAGUAGUUGUACUUUUUAAUAAGUUCUGCAUAUUUUAUUUUGAAGGUGCAAACAUACAAGAAAGAUUUUCUCAUAUAUAUACAUAUGUACCUUAAAGAAAGACAGGGUAUCUUUUUAAAUGUGCAGUCAUUUAGAAAUAUAUUUCAUCAACUUAUUUAUUGGGCAGCUUUCAUUUCAUUAUAAAACUUAUUGCAAUUAAAGAUAUGAAGAUGUGUAAACUUGUAUUAUAAAAUAUAUAAAUGUAUAAAUUUUCAUAAUGAAAUAUCUUUGAAGAUGUGAAUUGACAGUUUCUUGUAUGAAGUGUUUACAAUUAUAUUUAUAGGGCUUACAACAUUGCAAGUAUUUAGUUUCUUUCUAGGGUGAUCCAUUGUGGCUUGGGUGGUGGGGGGGACAAGGGAGGCAGCUGUCUCCCUCCCAAAGUUGAAUUAAAUUAAAACAAGGAGCAUGGAGUCGUAACUAAAAAUAUUUUAUAACUAAUUAUUUUACUCUAUUGUUCAAAAAAUUUAUUUUAAAUAACUUAUGUUCUACCUUUUGUUAUUGUAUGGCAUCAUAAAUUCCUAUGAAAGAGGUUGAAUUCCCAAAAAUGCUUGCCUUCUUCUGUUUUGAGUUGGAUGUGCACUUGGUUUCUGUAAUACUGAAGUAAAAUUUGAUUGUUAACACAAAUGGUGAGACUGAAAUAAAAGUUUCCAUCACACGUAUAGUACAAAAAAAUAUGAAAGUUCUUUUGCAGAGAAUUUCCAAAUGUUAUCUUAUUUUUCAGGUUUCGUAUGUUCUAUAAAUUAUUUGGAAAUUUUUCUAUUGUGGUUUUUAAAUCAGUUAAAAAUUGUUUCACGAGAGAUUUUAAUUUGUGUUUAAUUUUAGUCUUGAAAAAUUAUCAGGAACAAUGUGUUCUGUAUGUUACAUAAAUCUUACAAUAGUAUGUAAAUUAAACAUUUUUGAAGGUAUAAAAAAACCUGAUUAGAAAUUUUGUAACUGUUGUGAUAUUUGUGCAAAUAAAAUUUUCAGUACAAGCCAAAA